Ostertagia ostertagi is the source of this 372-nucleotide messenger RNA. Lineage: Eukaryota; Metazoa; Nematoda; Chromadorea; Rhabditida; Trichostrongylidae. The record is from the annotation of a GenBank genome assembly.
CAAGGCAUUAGCUCACGUCCGUCUUCUGCUCUGAGCGGAAUCGAUUUCAACGAAGACACGGCUUAUCCUGCACAAAAUCGGCUGUCAACGCCAAUUUCCAAUGCGGGCCAGUUCACUCAAAAUGUUGGCGGCUCGCCCACGGCGUCGACAGCUGAAUCAUUUCAUCGAGCGAACAGCCUUAGAAGUGUAGCGUCAUCUGGUUUUGGAGGAUCGAACAAACCAGCGAAGCAGCGAAACGAUGAGCUGGCGUACUCACAACAGGACCUACUUGCCCUUGUGGACAGUUUACGUCUCGAGCUACGUGUCAAGGACUCACGAUUACGCGACAUGGAAGAAUACAUGGAUAAUCUGGUUCGUUUGUUCGAUUUCAUA